Messenger RNA from Penicillium psychrosexuale, 2466 nucleotides. RefSeq lists its product as uncharacterized. The record is from RefSeq and is a predicted model, not a curated record. The coding region runs from base 1 to 2466 and encodes 821 amino acids. Gene Ontology annotation, molecular function: ATP binding; ATP hydrolysis activity. The transcript is spliced from 3 exons. Lineage: Eukaryota; Fungi; Ascomycota; Eurotiomycetes; Eurotiales; Aspergillaceae.
AUGAUGCGCCCACGGCCUGCGGAUUCCUUGCAGAAGACGUACGACGAGUGCUAUCUCGCGUGCUCCACCGCGGUGUACUUUGAGGGCCAGAACAACGAAGACGAAGCAUUACGGUCCUGGAGAACCGCCCUCGAGACUGUCUACCAUCACAAUGCCCGUCGAGUACCGCCGAACUAUACCCCGAAAUCUGAAACCGAGAGAGCCCUGCAGGACUCCAUCCGGGCGCUUGAGGUGCAAUGCCGGGAACGAGUCGAUCUACUAGGUGCUCUACAAGCCAGCAGGAGAGAAUCUGCAGAUGGUAGUAAAGAGAAUGGUCCCCAUGUGAAGGGCAAGUUAGCUAUCAUGCCGCCGCCAUCGACUUCCAACACCCCUGGCUGGAUUGGAGAUGGAACAAUCCCUGCUGUGGGAUACACCGACCUUUCCAAACCAGCCGCCAUUCCCGGUCGCCCUGUGCUGCCGAGGAAACCAAGCCAUGAGCCACCGCCAGCUUACGACGAUGCUGGUCCAGCGACCCUUUCGGCAGCUGGUACGCCUGCACUGCGUGUGAACUCAAACUCUUCGGGCAAAUCGAAGUCGCGUGGCUCCAGUCCCGAGCACCGGAAACCCAUGUUGACAACACUUCGUAGCAGCGACGGCAAGAAGCACAGUAAGAAAGUCAAGGUCACAUCAAAGAAGAAGGACUUGAGGCCUGCUGCUUCCACAGCUGCAGGCCUAGCAUGGGGUAGCAUCUAUCGCUCUACAUCGGGUAAGAAGCCUGUGAGCGAUGCGGCUCUAGUCUCAUCCCGGCAAAGCGCCGCCCACGAUCCCAGUUUCCACCGAGAGUUAGACCCGAAAUCUAGUUCGGGAGACGAGCCUCCGCAGCCGAGAAUUCGCCUCUCCCGAGACCAUCUAUCCGCGGACCACAUCCCUGCUGCCCAUUGGCGCGAGCCUCCUAGUUCAUCUCCGAGGAGAUCGUCUCCCAGACUACCUCCUCAGUCGCCUAGUCAGCUGCCGCCGCCGCGGGGUCCUCGACCUCAACCUGGCAGCCCUAAAACACAACAUCCUCCGCAUUCAAUGACCAUGCCAAACCCGGCUGACUUUGCCUUUGCACCACCUAAACCAUCCAUCAAACCCAAGCCUGUGGCAUUGCGAUCUUCCCGUCAACCGACAAGCGAUCCAAUACAAGCCAGCAAGUCGGAGAAUCCUUCUCGGAGUAUGACGCCUAGGCCCGACCGUGAAGCACAUUCCUCCCACGAUAAGCCACGGACAAAAUCUGCACCCAGACCUCCCAAAGCUAGCGAAACAUCCCGCGCUUCUCCAUCAUCCCCUAGCGGUGAUGAUCUCCAUCACGGUGUCGACCGGCUGGCUAUCUCUCAAGGGCAUAGUCAUAGUACAAUACGGCGAAAAGCCCCACCAGUCAAAAAAGAACAGACACCACUGUCAAGCGACCAGGAGUCUUCAGAGCAUCGGAACACAGCAAGCGAUGCAGAGGAUGAGGAUGAGGAAGAUGACAGUGAAAUCUUAAAAAUCAUGGAAAAGCUGCCUAGGGGCGUGGAUCCCCAGUCAGCAAAGCAAAUCCUGAACGACAUUGUAGUACGCGGGGACGAAGUACACUGGGAGGACAUAGCAGGCUUAGAAGGAGCCAAAAAGGCGCUCAAAGAAGCAGUCGUCUACCCAUUCCUCCGUCCGGACCUCUUCUCUGGUCUCCGCGAACCAGCUCGCGGAAUGCUCCUUUUCGGGCCCCCGGGCACCGGCAAAACCAUGCUCGCACGAGCAGUAGCCACAGAAUCCAAGUCAACCUUCUUCUCCAUCUCCGCCUCAAGUCUAACAUCCAAAUGGCACGGCGAAAGCGAGAAGCUCGUGCGCGCCCUCUUCGGGCUCGCCAAAGCCCUUGCUCCAUCCAUCAUCUUCGUCGACGAGAUCGACUCCCUCCUCUCAGCCCGAUCAUCUGGCUCAGAACACGAGGCCUCCCGCCGCUCCAAGACCGAAUUCCUGGUUCAGUGGUCCGACCUCCAGCGCGCAGCUGCAGGCCGCGAACAAACAAGCCGCGAGAAGAAGGAAGGCGAUGCUAGUCGUGUCCUCGUCUUAGCCGCUACCAAUAUGCCCUGGGACAUCGACGAGGCUGCACGACGCCGCUUCGUCCGUCGUCAGUAUAUCCCCUUGCCCGAACAUCAUGUCCGCGAGCAGCAGCUACGCAGGCUUAUCAGUCACCAGCACCACGAGCUGAGCGACGCGGAUAUCCAGGUCCUGGUACAGGUGACAGAAGGCUUCUCCGGCUCAGAUAUAACAGCUCUCGCCAAAGAUGCAGCCAUGGGUCCCCUACGUAAUCUGGGCGAGGCCCUCUUACACACACCUAUGGACCAGAUCCGCCCUAUUAAAUUCGAAGACUUCGAGGCAAGUCUGUAUUCUAUUCGGCCUAGUGUGUCCCACGACGGACUCCGAAAAUAUGAAGAUUGGGCAAAAGAAUUUGGCGAGCGAGGUGGAUAG